UGAUGACAACAGAGGCGACUGACGUUCCUGUGGGUGACGUCUGCGGCGGCUGUGAGACGUCUUGUUGGCACUCCGUCAUGGUGGCCUUCUUAACACCACUCGCCUAUAACGCUUAGUUAACAAGAAUUUACCGCUUAAGGGCCUUUUAUUUAGCAGUAUGGGUGAGUGUGAGACAGCCAUACACCGGAAGAACAGCACUGAGAAGGAUGUUCUACCACCGACGAGAUGCUGUACCUUCCUCGCCAGGAACAUCUUUGAGCCAUUCUUGUUCAAGAUUUUUGUGGGUGUUGUUGUUUUCUUAAUAUUCUCAGGCGUUGAAGGGGCAGAAGGGCCGGGAAGCUUGAAGACUGGAGCAGGUAGCCACGUGUCAGUAGUCAGGCGUGACGUGUCAGGGAAGACUGGAGACUCGCCGCCAUCCAAGCCUGACAAAGUACCUUCAGAAACACCUGUUGCAACGCCCGAGGACAAAAAGUCUGAAUCAAAUGUGACAACUAAGAGCCCAGUAGGGCAGACAGGGCAUGUUAAGGCUGAGAGUGACAACCCUGGCACGGCUCCCACAAAUGAUGCAGGUGAAGAGUCCAUAGAUGAACAUCAACCUAUGCGAGGCCUAAAAGGAAUAUCUUCGGAAGCAGUUUUGCGCGGCUUCUAUGUGUUUGUUGGAGUGGGUUCCAUUGUGCUUAUGUACAUUAUUGUCAAACUCUUAAGGCUUCGACGUCGACGUGCAACAAGAAAGUACAGGGUAUUGUCGCAUGGUGAUGACCAGGAGAUGUUUCCCCUGGCUGCAGAUGAUGGAGAUGAUGAAGAAAUAUACAAUGCUGCAGAUCAUCAGACACUAAAGUAAAAAAUUAUGCAAAUAUUGUGUUCAGUUUCCAUAAACUGCAGGGAAUUUGAUUUCAUACAAGGGAGCAUUUGUACCUGGUUUGAGUUAGAUGUAAUUAUUAUUUGUAUUAUUCUCAUACACAAAACUGAAUGAAGAUGAAUGUAGAAAACUGGUAUACUGGUAGUUAAGAAAUGUUGAUUAGCUGCAGUGUAUGUAAUAUAGUAUGAAUCAUAAAAGAGCAUACAGUAUAGUAGUAUUUGUUAAAAUUGGGCAUUAUGUAAAAUAAAUUACAGUGUGUGAGAGGUGCAUAGUUAGUUUUAGGUUUGCUUGUGAAAUUGUUUUUGAGCAAAGAGCUUGAGAGUUACUAUAGUUACCGGAUAUGCAUGGAUGUGUGUAAUGGAGCCAUUUUAUACAUGCGAGUAGAUAAUUUAGGAUUGUGCCCAUAUACCGGCUGCUGAUCUGUAGGAAGAUCUGCUGUAGGACUGAAUGUUAAGUACCAGUUGAAAGGCAUCAUGGAAAUUAGCUGGUUUAAAAUUUUACAUUAACUUUUAUGGGUUUAUCUUUGUUGACAAUCUUAGACAAAUAAUGCUGAUUACAUUUCAUUGUUAACAUAAAAAGUUUAACUUUGAAAAAGCUUAGCAUCAUUUUUUUACUACCUAGGGUAAGGUUGCUAUUCCUCUGCCAAUUAAAUUGCUAUUUUGAAUGAGUGGAAUACAAAAUUUUGCAAAUUGAAAGAGGAGAUGUUUAUUUACAAAAUAACAUCACCAUCAAGGUUGUAAUGCAAAAUCUAUUGAGAUAUUACCAAAGAUACUGUAUUGUAGUGGCCAAAGUUUUAGCCUGGUUCAUUGGUGUGCAACCCAGUACAGUAUAUCACCCUUUUUUAAAUGAGUACAGUAUAGCCAGUUUAAAAAUGUGUAUACUGUAUUAUAUUUAUAUUGCAACCACCUUUGUAAUAUAUAUUACGUAGGUUAAAAUAUUAGUCUACACUAAAGUAUAUUAUCAAGUGUUGGCAUUGGUUUUGGUCACUUGGCGUUGGAAUCAUCUCGUAAACUCCUUGAGACAAACCAGAUGUCAGGUCACCUGCUAACACUGACAUACUAUACUACAGGUGUAUAUUAAGACACCUUUAAAGAUGUAUUGCUAAAAAUCUCAAGCACAUAAUAUUGUAUAAAUCACUAAGGUGGAAUAAUGAUGACCAGGAACUAUCCAUUUUCUGUGUCUUGAGGUUUCCAAGGGUACACAUAUUAGAUCCUACCUUACUCCCUCACAAUUAGCUUCAAUGAGAAGCUGGAACUAACCAUAUUUUCUGACCUGAAAUGUUAAAAAUAAUAAACUUAUAUUUUCAGUUAGCAUAUCUUCCCUGUUUGUAUAUUCUGUACAAAACUAAUAUACCUGUAUUUCAAGAUUUUCUGAUUUAUUGGUUUUUGGUUUUCUGCUCUCGUUUUAUGAAACACAUUUGGUAAUAGUUUUCAUGUUUUGCUGGGAGUGUCCAUUACUGAAGCUAGCCAAUUACUGAGGACUUGACCUUAUAGUUUUUGAACUGUUGGUAUAUAAACCAUUAUCCAUUCUGUCUUCCAUCACCUUUCAGUUUCUUCUCAAAAUACAUGAAUAAAAGAAGAAUUGGCUUGAAAUUUCAGUAUUUUCUUAAAUACAGUAUAUAGCUUUUAAAUUAAUAAUUAAGUUCUUUAAUAGAGCUUCAUUGAUACUUCCUUCAUGCAUUUUUAUUUUUAACAAAAUUUUUACUGUAGUCACCUGAUGAUAUUUUCUAAACAACUAUGUACUUGAAUAAGUAAUACAGUAUGUUUAUUUGGCAAGUGCAGUUCAUGCCUUUUUUUAUUAAAUUUAUCAGGCAUGGAUCAUGUACUAUUAUUAUUAUACUGUACAGUCGCCAUCCCACACUCCAACCAGCUUGAGACUGAACUAGGUCGAAACACUUUAGUUAUUUAUAUUUUUGUGUACCCUUCUGUCCCCACAUCAUAUAAAUUUUUCCUGAAAACACAUCAUAAUAUAGGUUUAUUAAAUACAGUAAGCUAAAGACAUCACAAUACAAUAUUGUAUUGGUAUAGUACAUAGUAUAAAAUGAAAUAAAUGUUUAGUAAUACAUUAAAUACUAUAAAGAUACAGUACUUGUGUACUUGCAAAGGGUCUAAGUUUUUAGUCCACAUGCUGUAAGCUCUUGGAAUGUUGUCCAGGUGACUAUGUUGUGGCAAUUGAGGAUCAAGGUAAAAGUUGAGGCUUAAUGCUGAGCUGCUUAGAGUUCAGGGUUACACAUAGAUGGAACACAAAAGGCUUCAGUUUGAGGUCUCUUGGCAGCCCUCUCAUAAAUGUGUAUCAGUUGUUUUAAACCUUUUUUUUAAUUCUCGGAAAAUCUCUGUUGACACAGUAAAAAUUUAUUGUACUCCAAGUAUCAAUUGGCCUUUUCUCCAUGAACAUUAAAAUUGUUUCAAAAUAUGUGUCAACUUCCUUCAUGUUUUUCUUAUUGUGGCCCUCUUCCUCGUCCAUUACCAACUUUUGAAUUCUGUGAAUAUUAUUUCCUUAACUUAGUCGAGGAGUUCCUUGUCUCUUUUUCUACGACUGACUUUAUUUAUACCACAACCUUUGAACAGUAUGAAGGUUCCCAAAAUAGUGUUCUGAGCACUACUCUUUUUUUUUUUUUCUUUUUCGGGUUGCACUGAAUGGUCUCAAGUCCACCCUCCCCCCCCCUCUGGCAUUUUCUCAGCACUCAACAAUAUCAACUCCUCAUCUCAUGAUUGAUAAAGUGUUAUCUUGAGCUACCAAUCAUGGUUUCAAGUUCUCUAUGACUAAGACUUUGUUCUAUGACUUAUUUGGAGACAUAUCAUCCCUUGUGUCCUGUUUUCAUUCUAUGAUAAUCCCAUUAUGUAUAAGGAUACUGCCAAACUCUUGGGUUGAUCUUGGACAUAUGUCUGUCUUGGUCACCCCAUGUUUCUCACCCUCCAAGUUGAAUAAUCAAAGGCCCUUACCUUACUUAAUCUUGUUCCAUAUUACCUGGGGGGCUGAUAGCUGCACACUCUUCUAUUUUCACUCCUCUCUUGCUCUGUCUAAACUCGAUAAUGGCUGCCCUGCAUAUUCCUUAGCUUCAGCCUCAACCUUUUGUCAUCUUGAUGCUUUGCAUCAUACUGGGUUAUACCUUGACUCUGAUGCCUUUCAUUCAUCCCCUGCCAAGAGUUUAUAUGUAUGAAAUUUUGCAAGAACUUACCCACAUGGUGAAGGUUUGUACUCUCUCUACUAAUUUGAUAAUCCUGUUCCUUUAACAUUUAUUACAUUUAUUCCUAUUCUUACUCCAUUGCCGUGUUCAAUGAUGGGUCUAAGUCUACCAACCGCGUUGGCUACUCCAUUGUUUUUUCUGAUCUGACCGACGUGUGCUACCUACCCCAUGAAGACGAGCAUCUUCAUGGCGGAAUUUUAGGCAACUUUGUAUGCACUUCAUCAGCUGCUUUUUCUGCAUCAAUGUUUCUUUUUCAUUGGGUGGAUUAUUGCUGUGCCCUCAUGGCUCUUGAGGCUUUUAACCCCUUUACAUCCUGUGGUGGUUAAAAUUCAAUACAGUACUGGCUGUUUCUAAUCUCUGGCAGAUAUAAAAGUCAAGUUUUACUUAGUUCCCAACCACAUUGAAGUUACUUUGAAUGAAUUUGCAGGCGCUGACACUAAGGAGGCCAUUCAUGCUUGUAAUAUUUUCUGGAAAGAGAUUCCUUAUUUCGAUUUCUACCUGGUCACUCAUUUUGUAUUGUGUGACUGUUGGCAGGGUCACUGGGCUGGCAUUAUGGAUAAGAAACUACAUGCUCUUAAAAGUGACCUUUCUCCUUGGCCUUCCUCUUACCACCAUAAUAGGAGAUGGGAAAUGGGUUUGGCUACAUCGUGGAUCAGUCACACUUGCAUAACUCAUGGUCACUUAAUGGAACAAUAUCCUGCUCCCUUUUGUCCAAACUGCAUUGUUCCACUUAGUCGUGCACCUUCUUGUAGAACGCCUUGAUUUUUGGGAUGAUCGUAUGAUUUGCUUUCCUAAUGUCCCUAGGGAGUUCGUUGACCCUCGAUAAAUCCUUGUUAAAUCCAUUCCUAUGGUAUCAUUUGUCUUGUGUCCUUCUGUUCUAAUUGGUAACCUUCUAAUCUAUUGGGAUCUUGAGUGAUACUUAAUGCCUUUUGACUAUCUAGCAACACAGACUUAUGCUACAUAGUCUGUGUUGUCCCAGUCCCAGCUUUGUGCCUUCUUUCAUUAAUUACUUGCACAAAACCCUCAAUGCCUAUGUCACCCUCUGGAGGAAAGUUACUACAUGUGGGCCAAAGUUUGUUCUAGCCCAUACUUCAAGGUCAGAUGUUUGGCCAUAUCCCAUGCACAUGCUCCAUACUUCAUACAGAUUAACUUUAUUGUUCAUGGUUUUGUUAACAUUACAGUACCUUUCUGGGUCAAAUCGAGAAUGAAUAGGUGUACGAUUUCAGUGGGCAAAGAUCAGAAAGUGGGAUGCAGACUGUAAUCUAACAUAGCAGGUAAAGAUACCUUAUGGAUUUGUCAGUUACCUUUGGAGAAAGUUUGCAGUGUCUGUGCAUUAAUGUAUCUGGUCUGAUUACUAUGUACUGUAUCAUCUCGAAACUUUUAGGGCUUAUGGUGGUGCAAGGAAAGUUCCUAUUGUGGGAGAGGGAUACCUUGAGUGAUAUACUGUAUAAAUAACUAAUAAGCAUAGCUUCAUCCUAAUUAAUAUUGAUUGAAAUGAUGCAGUAUUUUAGAACAAAAGAUUUCCCCUUUAGACGAGCCUCAGAUGUUCUAAAUCUAAGAACUUUGUUGUCAGACUUCCCAAACUUAACAGCCUUAAAAUAUAAGGCAAUUAAAAUUUGUUUAACUUGUGAACAAAAAUGAAUAGUGGUGAGUCAUACAGAUUUGUUAUAGACGAUUCCUGGUGUAUGGGGCAAAGAUUCUUACUCUGUGUUGGUUCAGAACGUUGCUAUUUCCAGUACUGAAUUACUGUGGGUUAAUAUGCCGGUAAUCAUAAUGUUCAGCUCUUCAUCAGAAAGUAUUUACUUUUGGUACUAUAGGAAAUAUUGUUUAUUGUAUUUUUUCUCAUACAUAUAGAGUAAUAAUAACCUGAUCUGAAGCAUAGCUGAAUUAUGCACAUUUGCAAUUUACUAGCACUUAGGAUAAAAGAAAUAUAAUGUAUACACUACAGUACAGUAUAUCUAUUUUGUUUACAAUUGUAUAGAGUAGUAAAUUAGGUAUUUUGUAGAGUCUAGGCUAUUAAAUAUUAAACUAAAUUAUUUUGAUAGAAAUUCAUUGUGCUUCCUAUAAAUCAGAAAAUGAGAUGAGGUCUUUCUAAAUCUCUGGCUAUCUUUUCACUAUAUGUUUUGUAUGUUGAUUUUUGCUUAUCUUUGACAGUACACUACAGUACAGUGUAUUGAAACUCAUCAAUAGGAAAGGAAGGUUGAUCAGUUGCUUAUAUUCUUUUGGCAUGUUCAUGCCAAAGUAUGUACCGUAUGAGACUGAACUCGGUGAUGACUGUUAGCUACCUAUAAUGCUACUGUUUAUGUAACAGUAAAAAAAUUAUUGAAAGCAUAUAUGAUUUAAGGUCGAACCAUGAAGAUUAAUGUUGCAAGGUUUGAAAGAAUAACUGUUUUAUAUAUAUUUUGUAUAGUUUAUUAGGAUAUACAGUAUAUAUAUGGCUUUGUAGUUUGAAGCUGUUCAUUAUUGUGUAAAUAAAUGACAAUUGAUGAUUUAUAAGAAUGUUUUAACUACAACAAAAUGGCUGUGUGUUACUUUCAUCAGUUUAAAUAAACCAUAACAUUAAUGCAAGAGAAAAAGGGUAAUUCUAGCUUCAGUAGUGCUUAGCUCCUUUUUUUAUUUGUAUCAUUGUUGUGUUGAUAACCAUUUGUUAUGAAGUGAGUAACCUACCUAUAUACAGUAGCUUAGGAUUGCACUUCUCUUUUUAAUUCUUAAAAUGCAGUAAUAUAUUCCACUUUAUGUACUGCAUAUGAAUGUCUUCAAAAUGCUUCUGGACAAAGUAGCACACUGCACUUUCCAAAAUCAAACUGUUGAUAAGUCAGUAGAUGGGAACUUGUGCUUCAUAGACAUUAAAAUAAACAAAAAACCUAAGUCAAUACUGCAUAAAAUGUUUAUAUCUUCAUACUUUUAUCCAAAACUAUUAGAUUUCUUACAUUUUCUGUCUGAUUUUUGCUUCUUAUGUGUGUGUGUAUAUAUUUGUCUUUUGUACUCAGUAAGAGUGCUUGUUUAUAGGAAAUGAGUUGCAACUCUUGGGUAUCAUGUUUUAGCUAUUAACCAAUUGGUGUGCUUCAUUCCUUAAGCUCCAUGCAUUCUGUCUUUUACAUUUUUAAUCCAUGUAAAUUUUCUUCCACUACUUCUCCCAGGGAAUUUUACUCCUUCACUACCUGUAUGCUGAAGAAAUUUCUUAUAUUUCUUUGGCUUAUUCACGGUUUCAUUUUCCAUUUGUCUCAUUGAUCUGGUCCCACCCCUUAGGAAGAGCUUGGUUGUGUUUGUCUUGUUAAUGGUGAUACUUGUAUCUUGUGAAUGAUAUAUUCAUCUGCAGAGUGAAAUAAUGAUUGGAUGAGUAAUAUUUAAAUUGUUAGUACAGUAUUUAAUACCUAUAAUCAUAUUUUUUUUUCUCUGGGCUAAUGCCUCCCCACCUCAUAAAUAGGAAGCAGGAUAUUGUAUGUAAUUAAUCUUGUAUAUCAUAAUCAUUCCCUUUCUAUGCUGUAAUUUCUUCACGGAUGUUAGAAUUGAUUCUUUCAAUCUGUUCUAGUAGUUUAGAUAAUUUAUUUCAGGGACCAGUAUAAUGGCAUGCCUAUAGACUGUCAGGCUUGCAUGUGUGCAUACAUAUGUUGUUUGUAUGAAUGCAUGUGUGUGUGUGUGUGUGUGUAUUUUUAGGUGUGUGUGUAAAUAUAUGCUGAUAUGCAAGUGUGUGUGUUUUAAAUUAAAGUGAAAGAUUGGUAAAUAUAAAGUUCUAAGUUAACUCUGUGGACUAUAAUCCUUAGACAUCAUAUUAUCUUGAUAAGAUAUUUGACUUGGUAACAAAGAUUUAAUGGAAGAUACUUGUCUACAAAUAGUUUUCGAAAGGGUUUUACCAUCUAAUAUAACUACCAUAUGUACAGGAUUCUAGUUAUGUUAAUAAUUAAUUCUUUCACUAAAUAUGGUAUAUGCAAAAUACUAGCAGGAAUAACUAGCAUUGCUGAAUUCAAAACAGGGCUUAUCUUCCCACGCUCUCUGCAGUCCUCCAUAGAUUUUAUUUUGCGAGUUGCCUCAUAACACACAGUCACCAACAGGCUACGUUUUCAUUCACUACACAUGCUUCUAACUUCACAUGAGCUUCAAUACGUGCAAUCUUUGCUACCAUAUAUACGAUCCUUACUGUGCUUCAUCUUUACUGCACGUGAUUCCCUGGGGUCCUCCCAGAUCUUUGGGGUCUGAAUUUUUAGGACCUUCCACAGCGUUUAUGACCCAUGGCAAAGCCUCUUACGGUACAUGUACACAUUACAUAAGUUUAAACAAAUUAAUUACAGUAUAAUUGCUUCCCCUUGUUGAUAAAUAAUGAUAAAAAAUAUAAUUUAUUAAUGAUAAAUGCUACAAAAAAAUUCCAGCAAUUGUUUUACUGUAUUUUUCAAAAUAGAGUACUGUACUUUUGUUUGUGUGAUGUGCAGUUUGCUGUGUGCGCAUUUGUGUGUGUUUGUGUGUGCAUGGUUAUACUGUAAUGCAAGUGAUUAUUACAUGUGUACAUUUUUUUUAAUUAGUUAAUCAAAUACUAGCAAAGUUAUAUUAAUAAAUGAUUAGUUUGGUAGUAGAGUAAAUGCAAGUUAAAUGCCAGAAAAAGAAAAUAUUCAAGAAAUUUUCAUUUAAACAUCCAAAAUUACUUGUAUAUAUUACCUGUAUCAAGACUGCAAACCAGAUAUUAUAUGUUGAACAAUUUGAGCACUAUACCUGCUACCUCUUCUUAUAUAUAUAUAUCUCAAUAUAUAUUACAAGUACUGUAAUAUGAACUACAGUAAUUGAAUGUUCUUAGCUAUAAUAUUAAUCCCUAUAAUAUGCAGUUUCAUUUAGCAUUGUACAUUUACCCUUACAAUUUUGUUGCUGAACUAAGUCACAUAGGUCGUGAGAAAAAUUUUGGAUAUUGUAAAUUGCAUUGCACUAUUGAACAAUAACCUGUGAUUAAUUCUUUUUUUAUAUUGAUAUUUGGAAUAAAAUUGCUUUUCAUA
Molecule: messenger RNA, 9025 nt
Organism: Procambarus clarkii (red swamp crayfish)
Lineage: Eukaryota; Metazoa; Arthropoda; Malacostraca; Decapoda; Cambaridae
Product: membrane protein FAM174A
Source: RefSeq, a predicted model, not a curated record